Messenger RNA from Annulohypoxylon maeteangense, 2122 nucleotides. RefSeq lists its product as uncharacterized. Gene Ontology annotation, biological process: nucleocytoplasmic transport. The transcript has 4 exons. NCBI's taxonomy places the organism in Eukaryota, Fungi, Ascomycota, Sordariomycetes, Xylariales, Hypoxylaceae. Gene Ontology annotation, molecular function: structural constituent of nuclear pore. The coding region runs from base 76 to 1530 and encodes 484 amino acids. Gene Ontology annotation, cellular component: nuclear pore. The record is from RefSeq and is a predicted model, not a curated record.
GUGCAAUCUUUUUCUACCUAUUUACUUGCUACAUUUUGUACAUAUAAUUAAAACAUCGCACAUUCCAGAAUAGCCAUGGCCCUAUCGAGAUCAGCAAGUGGUCCCGGCGGCCUUUCCAUCAAUACGUCGUCGGCGAACUUGUUUGGAUCGGGUAGCAGCCAACCUCCCGCUCCCGGAGGACUAUUUGGUUCUGCCUCGAAUUCUCAGCCUACCACGGGAUCAAGCCUCUUCGGAAAUACGUCCACGACCUCUAAGCCUUCUGGAUUAUUUGGAAACGCUCCAUCAACGUCGUCUACGAUUGCCGCUCCACAGUCACAGUCACAGCCACAGCAGUCUGGUGGUCUGUUUGGGUCAUCUUCCGCCGCAACAUCACAACCGCAGCAGACGAGCUCUAGUUUAUUCGGAGGAACUACCGCUCCUGCACAACCACAGCAGGCUGGUGGGCUAUUCGGAAACGCGCAACCUGCCCAAGUUCAACCUCAAGCGCAGGCCCAGACCCAGAACACAGGUGGAUUGUUCGGCGGUAGCAUGGCUGGUCAGACAACUUCUCUGGGAGCAGGAGCGCCGGGAGGCUUGUUUGGCAACUCCCUGAAGCCUUCACAAUCGACCGCCAUCAGCACUGGCACCAAUUCAUUCAAUCAGACGGCUCAGCCGAAACCCUUUGGCAUGUUCCUCAACCAACCCGUCCAAUCUCAGUCAACCGCUCUAGGACAAGCUCAACCUCAGCAACCCAGCCUAGGUUUAGGCGCCUCCCUCGGCUUCGGCCUGACGAUGGGCCAAUCAACACAACAAAGCGUCCCCGGCGUUCGUAUCGACAUAAGCAAUCUAAAGGGUACCACACGAUUCAACGAUCUCCAGGAGGACUUGCAAAAGAAGAUCGAGCAAGUCGAUAUGUUUAUUCAACAGCAAAUGCGAAACAAGGAGCAGGUGGAUUCCUUCAUGCCAGGCCAUAGGGAGAUGCUCGAGAGUAUUCCCAAUGAUGUUAACUUUAUUGCCAAGAAAUACGACAGUGCGCAUAGUGCGCUGGCAUCGGCGGCUCAGUCUAUCGAAGCAGCCCGCGGGUUGGUUGCGCAGGAUGUUGAUCAUGCCCGACUCAGCUUUAGGGCUGUUGACAACCUGAAAUUGCCUGAGCAGUAUCACACAGCUGGAAUAUGGUCUCCCAGGCAACAGCCCACGGGCACGGCUAAUACAGAAGUUGAUGGACAGGACCUCGUCAGUUUCUUCUCGCGGGCAGCAGAUGAGAUGGAGGACCAGGUGAGGAGGUAUGAGAAGAAUAUGACCGAGAUCGAAAUGCAUAUGCAUGGUGUCUCCGAUAGCUUGGUUGAACAGCUGCAGAAGAUGAUGGCAAGCAAGAAUGGCACGUCAUCUGGUCCCAACGAGAAAGCACAAGAGCUUAGUGCCGUGCUUAGAGAGCUGCAGCAAGGCAUCCUCAAGGUGGCCAGCGAUGUCGCGGGUGCAAGAGAGGGCAUGACCCAACUCCAAUUGGGCAACUUCAUCGGCAAUGAUCGCGAUCGGAACGGUGUGUAUUAAAGGGAUGGUGGACAUUAAACCUUGUUCACGAGGCUCGAUGCUUAAUAGUUUUUAGAUACCCGAAUAAGAAAUAGGGUCUUAGCCCAAUAAUUACGUCACGGGAGAUCCUGAUGAUGAAUUUAGCUAUGUAGGAAGAUACCCAUUUGACAUAUACCCCAGAGGCGUUGGAGGAUAGGUCGAAACGUCGAGAUAAAACGAGUCCUUAGAUUUACACUGUAUUGUGGGACUAGGGCGGAUACCUGUUACCAUAGAAGAACCCGCCAACGCCAGCCUUUGAGGAUCUUCAUGUCGUCAUCCCCGAGGCCUUGAUCACCUCUCUCGACCUUAGCCAUGAGCCGCUUAAGUCGCUUCGAUAUCGUUCUAGCAACUCGGAUCGAUACUUCGCUUUGAAACACGUACAGGAUCGCUAAUACAAAGAAAGCUACUGAUGCUAGCUUGCCUUUGCCACGUACAGAAUCUAAAAUACGCCCAAUAAGUGACUUACUUCUCUUGAAGGCGUACUCGGUAUCAUUGGACUCGUUGUCUUUCGAUGAACGACGAAAUAUUCUACGGACAGCAGGGAUGAAAGACGCACUAGAGAGGUAUUACUAUU